This is a messenger RNA of Syngnathus acus (greater pipefish), 1314 nucleotides long. Its product is annotated as major vault protein-like. The record is from RefSeq and is a predicted model, not a curated record. The transcript has 11 exons. Gene Ontology annotation, cellular component: nucleus; cytoplasm. NCBI's taxonomy places the organism in Eukaryota, Metazoa, Chordata, Actinopteri, Syngnathiformes, Syngnathidae. The coding region runs from base 1 to 1314 and encodes 437 amino acids.
AUGUCAUCCUGCCCGGGUAAGCGGGUGCACUCCCUCCCCGGCCUCUGUAUCCACCCCGGAACCGGCCCCUCCCGCGCCCCACCACCUGAGGACCCUAUGAGCCAGAUCCCGCCUAACCACUACAUUCACGUGCUGAACCAGAACACCUGCGUCGCCCGUGUCGAGAUUGGCCCGCAAACGUACCGCUGCGUGGACAAUGAAAGGGUUCUGUUCGCGCCCGUGCCCUUGGUCAUGGUGCCCCCGCGCCACUACUGCGUGGUUAAGCUCAAGGACGCUGACCUGGACAUCCGUCUCACCGGGGAUCUCUUCCCGCUCCACCCUGGCGAGAAGAUCCAGCAGGACGUGACCCCCCUGCAGGUGGUUCACCCCAACACAGCGCUCCGUCUGCAGGCGCUAAUCAACUUCAUGGACGGCACAGAAAGACGCGUGGCGGGAACCGAGUGGCUCUUUGAGGGACCCGGCACGUACAUCCCGAGGAAGGAGGUGGUUGUCCUGGAGACCAUCGAGGCCACGGUGAUCGGCGAGAACCAGCCCAUAAGACUGCGAGCGCGCCAAGAGGGCGUUGACCGCAGGGGAGUGAUCCGGGUUACGGGUGAGGAGUGGCUGGUGAGAAAGGCGGGCGUGUACCUGCCGGGCGCCCACGAGGAGGUCAUCGACAUCGUCAACGCCUUCCUCCCGACGGACAAGAUUAUCCGGAUCCCGCCUGACCACUACAUUCACGUGCUGGACCAGAACACCUGCAUCGCCCGUGUCGAGAUUGGCCCGCAAACGUACCACUGCCUGGACAAUGAAAGGGUUCUGUUCGCGCCCGUGCCCAUGGUCAUGGUGCCCCCGUGCCACUACUGCGUGGUUGAGCUCAAGCACGCUGACCUGGACAUCCGUCUCACCGGGAAUCCCUUCCCGCUUCACCCUGGUGAGAAGAUCCAGCAGGACGUGACCCCCCUGCAGGUGGUUCACCCCAACACAGCGCUCCGUCUGCAGGCGCUAAUCGACUUCAUGGACGGCGAAGAAUGGCGCGAGGCGGGAACCGAGUGGCUCUUUGAGGGACCCGGCAUGUACAUCCCGAGGAAGGAGAUGGUUGUCCUGGAGACCAUCGAGGCCACAGUGAUCGGCGAGAACCAGCCCAUAAGACUGCGAGCGCGCCAAGAGGGCGUUGACCGCAGGGGAGUGCUCCGGGUUACGGGUGAGGAGUGGCUGGUGAGAAAGGCGGGCGUGUACCUGCCGGGCGCCCACGAGGAGGUCAUCGACAUCGUCAACGCCUUCCUCCCGACGGACAAGGUGCGCUUUUCCCGCGCUUGUCGAGUUCAAACUUGA